Molecule: messenger RNA, 13605 nt
Organism: Ectocarpus siliculosus
Lineage: Eukaryota; Phaeophyceae; Ectocarpales; Ectocarpaceae
Source: the annotation of a GenBank genome assembly
AUGCUGGAGGAGACGAGACUCUGGGCGGAGGCGGCAAGAGCUCGUGGGCAACUUGGUGUCAACCGUGAAGGUUCCACCAGCGCUGCUGUGAUCGAAGGGGGGGAUGAGGCGGAGCCAGCGCCGCCAUCUGCUGACGACGUCGACCGUCUCGUGGCGGUACUCUGCCUGCUCGGCGGCCAGUUUGAGGGCUUGUACCCGGGGGGCAGGGUACUCUGUCGCUUGCCCCCUGGAGAGAGCUCUUCCGAGGUCCCCGGCGGGUGGGAAGACAGGCCAACAGUAGAGGCGACCGUGUUACGGCUCCCGUUCUCUGGAACGAAGUCGCCUGGUGGCAACAGCAAGCCCGUUGGAGACCUACCUGCGGAUGAGACGACAUCCGCGGACGGUGGUAGUGGUGAUGGGGCCGGGAGCAGCGGGGUCGAGAGCGCAGAAGGGCAGCGGCAUAUGGCGAGUCGAGUGUUCUCGGCGCGAUUGUUGCCGCGCCCGGCAGGUUGCACUCGGCCGCUGGACGUCUACGAGGGACUCGCCGAUGAGGGGUUUUCCAGGGACGCGGAGGCGUCGACAGCCGUCGCGAGGCCGGUGCACGAACAGCGACGGCUGGAGCGGCAGGAGCGACUGAUGCAGGAGCAUCGAGCCCUUUCGCUGCGUAUGCAGGGUGGAAGGUUCGGCAGAGUUUCCCGUCCACAUGGUCAAGGCAGGAUAAACGUAGGGGGGGAGCAACCUCUGCCCAUCGUGGGGCAAUCACUGCUCUUGUCAAGGAGAGGAAGGGGGGAGGAAGGCAUGGCGACGACGGACAACCCUGCCGGCGGUGGUAGCGUCUCUGCGUCGGCUUCUCACAGGAGGCAGCAGCCAGUCAGCGCCUGCGAGGAGUUGGUUACCGUGGGCUUUUCGCGAGAUGACCGAGGAGUCGCACCCGCUCCCCGCGCGUUUACUGUUCCUGCCGAUAGCGUGACCCUGGUGCACAAAGGGGUGCCAGGAGCGCUCGUGAGGACGCUGACCUCGUACGCUCUGGAGUUCCUCCCUGGGCUGAAGGCUAUGCUGGAAGCUGAAACGACGUUUCGGGGCGAGGACCACAUGUGGCCUAUCUCCGUAGCAGGCGCGGAGACCGUCGAGCUAUCUUUUGACCCGAUGUCGCGCGUCGCCCGCCCGGAGGACCACAUCGCUCUCAGCUGGCGGACGCCGUCCGGAGGCAGCGGCCACCGUCGAGUCUGCCCGUGCUCCCCAGCAAACCACAGCAGUGGCCGCGGGGGUCCCAGACCCUGCGAGGACGACGACGGGGGAAGCCAAGCCUGGCCGGGGGUCGGAGUGGAACCUCCUCUGUUGGUGAUGGCGGGAGAAUUGACUGUGCGGUUCGUAACUGACAUCGCCCUUGACCCCACUUCGGCUGAAGCGGGAGCUGCCUCUGGAGGGGGGGACGAUGAGACGUCGGGGGCACGACCGACGGCGACGCGGGCAUGGGGUUUUCGUCUGACAGCCGUAAGCCCAAAGGUGUCGCCGAAAACGCCGCGGCCUCAACCACCAUCGAAAGCGCGGGCAACCUUGUGCGACCUUCGCGCCCGUGCGUCCUUGGGUUUGGCGUCGCUCCUGGAGCACGGUGAAAUGUCCGCAAGACUCGCCCCUGUGUUGCCGGUCUUGGUGAAGGCUGCCCUUGGAGCUGCCUCAGAGGUGGCGAUCGGUGGCGAUAUUCCCGGCGCCGGGACUCCACAGCCGUGGCUGGAACGUCGACUGGCUCGUGCUUAUGACCUCCUUCACAGGCAGCGCGGACCUCCAUCGAGGUUACCGGAAGCCGAUUUCGUCCAGUUUCCCUACAGCAUCGGCGCCACCCCUCCGCCGCAAAGGGAUACCUUGGGCGAAAGCUCCACUGCUGUGGCCACUAGCGCCGAUCGCCUCGUCACUUCGCCGUCUACGGAUUCCUGUUCGUCGGGAUCGACCGCUCCAGAAGCCGGAUAUGUGGGGGGGGCACUACCUCUCGAACAAUUCAGCAGCACCGCAGUCGGAUUGUGCUCGGACUAUCCAUGGCCCAGGUGGGACAAAGAAUCGAGGCGCUACGUCGUGUGCAUUGGCGGCGUCGCAGCUUUCGACAAGCCGAAACUGGCCAACGGUGACGGGUCGAGUUCGCGGCAGUUGGCACGGCUGAGGCACGGAGCAACUGUGGCAGUGGUGGCGCAGCAACGAGAUUGGCUGAAGGUGAUCUACGAUUCCAAGGCAGUCUUCACGCCCACGACCGACGACCAACUUCGCCACUCAACAUCACUCGCGGACUUCUGGGUCCGGCAGCGGCAGGACGGCACGUUUUUCCUCAUGCCGGAGGCAUUGGCGGGCAAGGAGCUGGACAUGGAAAUGGUCCCCGAUUGCCCCGAUCUUGGCAGCAAGGAAGGCGGUGAAAUUGUUUCCAUGCUCCUUGGGGACGAGUACGACGAUGAAGAGGAUGCACGUUUCGCGCCACUGGAGGGGGAGAUCGACCGCACGGACGCCGAGCGGAAAGCGGCGCGCUCUACGGAGGGGUGGGAUGCCGCGACAACUCACUCCCCCGGGGAUGUGGGCGGAGGAAAAGCGAUCGCAGAUGACGACGAUCAGCGGGACGUCGAAGGCCAGACCGGCGGUGCUCUGUGGGCCUCAACGGUAGACACCCUCUGUGCCGCGACCGCGACGUACGGAGUAUCCGCUCUUCUGGCGGUGGCGGCGCGCUGGCAAGCUGGGGCCGGGAAGCCGUCUUACUUGGAUCUCUUCGGCUCCGCGCGGAGCUUGUGGGAGUUCCUUCGGCUGACGAGCGUCAUCGAAAAGGGCGAUCUACAGUCAGCAGCCUUUUCAACGCUAAAGCAACACGUGGGCGAGCGCGUUGCGAGCGAAGGGGGAGGGGCAUUCGGCGGACGCCUUACGGGGCAUGCGCUCGGUGCUCUGCGGAACCUCGCGGCACAGCCUAGAAUCAAGGCCGUGGCACGUGUCUUCGAAACGCCCCACCCAUAUCAAAACAAUAUGAAUGUGGAGUGGGACGUGUACCUGCCCGAAGCGAAGAGGAUCAAGGUCGUCUUCGAUCCUCGCUCUCGUACGGAAACCAGCUGCGACUGGGUGGACAUCAUCCUGCAGGACCCUGACGGCGCCGCUGUCCCUUCAAUAUUAAGUCGAGGGCUGCACCACCGCUUUCAUGGGCAGGGCGGCCGCGAAAACUUCCCCGGUUUCGGCGGCCGCCUACCGCUGUGGCUUGAAGGGAACCGCUUCGUCGCUCGCUUCCAAAGCGACCCCACCGCCACUGAUUGGGGGGUCCGCUUUACUGCCUACGGGAUACUCGACUGCGAUGGGAGGGACAGCAGUGGUUGUAACGGCAAUGGUACGGUAGUGGAUGGGUUGAACGUUGAUGAUGCUUCGUGUGGCCCCACAAACGGGGCGGCGCAGGGCGUGGCCACACCGGCACCAACGGGCGUUGUGACCGGUACUACUACUGUGGCCGUUCCCACCUUAGUGGCAAAAGGACGAGCAGGGGCCCGUGAGGUCGAGUUAUGCUGCUGGGUUCUCGACUCGCUAAGUCGCGAGGGACAUGCGAUGCCCGAGGUGGCAUCGCGCCUGUGCGACAACAGCGCGUUGGAGGCGUUUGAGGCAUGCCUGAAGACCUUUUCUCAGGAGCGGCGACUAAGCAUCCUACGGUUCAUCACCGGCAUCGUUGCGAGAGUUGGACCAACGGCGGGAGCGGAGGUGACGGCAGCGGGUUCCUCGGCCGUGGCUGACUCUCCGAACUCACGAGCAUCGGCACACCCGUCGUACGCGGACACCUGUCGCCUGCUCCAGGCCGUCCUCUCGCUUGCCGAGACUCAACGAGCCAUCGAAGAUGGAUGUUCGGUGGCAUCACCGUACUUGCAAGGGCUUGUGGAGUGCACCGUGGUUCUGCGCAAUUUUCUGGUCGAUUUCGCAGACUGGCCCAAGAGUCCAGGGCCUGAGAAAGACAGACUCGGCACACCUCCUCGGGCAGACCAUGCUGCUGAGCGGGAUGCCAAAGAGGCGGAGAGGCACUGUGAUCUUUCACCGGGAGCCGAAACUGCUAACGCUUCACCUGCUGCUACUCGGGAGUCACCAAAGACUUUGGAAAGGAAACUUUUGGGUGGUGGUGGUGCAGGGGCGGAGGCCGUUGAGGACGUGGCUUCAAUCUGGUCAGCGCUGCGUGAUUUUUCCCGGGGUACGGCUCCAGGGCGUCUGCUGGUGAAGGAUUUCCUGCCGAUGUUGACCGAGGCCUGCUCGGUGAUAGUCCAGAGCGCCCACCCCUUCGACCGGCUGGCGCAACGCCGCGUCGUCUUGGUUCCAGGCGCGGUAGGGGUACAGGUGCGGUUCGACCACCGCACGGAAAUGCGGCAGGACGACCGGAUCGUCAUCCGAGAUCCAGCGCGUCGCCAGCCAGUGGCAGGAAGGUCGGUGGUUGCGACAACGCUCAGCCAACAUGCCGACUCGGGCUGCUGGUCGGGGAUCGGAAAAGACGCGCCGAUGGUCGAGAGUUGCAACCUGCUGCGCGAUGGGGGUGAGUUGGGCUUCUCGGGACUGUCGGGUGGACGAUCGGACGAUCUCCCUCUCGUGUCGGUCGGCGAUCACGUCGUUCGCGGCCCUGACUGGGCGUUCGGGGAUGAGGAUUGCUCCGGAAGACAGCAGCAAGGGUCGUCGAGAAUAGGGACAGAUCCUUCCGCACAGGCCUCUGCUUCUUCUCGCUGCUCCCGGCCUCGAAUUGGCGUCGUCGUUGCGCUAGAAAAAUGGGGAGAACGCGACGCCGCUGGGGUUCGAGUGCGAUGGGCAACGGAAUACGUGGACACCGCCGCCGCCGCCGCCGCCGGAGCGAAGAGGGACCAAGGAAGAGAAGGGUUUGAAGCCCUCUACUGCGUGCAAAAUCCGGCUCACGUGUGCGUCGUUGAGCGCGGGGGAGAUGACCGGGCGCGGAGACCAAUCGUCAGGGCAGGUUCCUCUGUUGAGGUAGAGGUCGUGCCGGGUGCGAGCGGCAAGGGUGAUGAAACCACGCCCCCCACCUCUGGAAGUCCGAGCGACGCCCACUUGUUCCGCUUCGACGGAGAGUCAACCCACGUCGACCUGCCCAGCUACCGAGGCAUGCGCCUCGAGGGCGACUUCACGCUCGAAGUGUGGGCGUGGCUUGACCUCGGGUGCGCGCAUGACGGGAAAACAAAGUGCGUUGUUUCGAGGGUGCUUCAUCAGCCAUACCACCAGGGCAGGCCCGCUGCCAAGGCGCGCCGGUCUCCUUCGGGAGAACACGCAAGGCGGGCGCCUUCUAGCUUGGCUACGGCUGACGGAAGCGAGCAACCAGGCGGGGUUGUAGCUGCAGGAGCCGCGGCGCCACCGCGAGUCGAUGGCGGCUUGUCGCCGAUGGAAGGCACAAGACUUGUCUCCCCGCCCGCAUCGUCGCCUGGCAACGCUCAUGUUGGGGUGAAAGAAGUGGACCAGCACGGGGCCGACGAAGUGGGUCGGGGAGGGGCGGGGUGGGAGCGGGUCCGCCUUGAGAAGGGGUUAACGUCGGCGAGCGGUGCCGUCAACGGCUUCGCAGACGGUGGGUUACCGCAGCCCUUGCUGCCAAGCGGUGGAACUGGUGCAGGUGAUAACGAGCGAGGGGACGAGGAGAAAACAGACAGAUACGCGUGCGGAGAAGAGUCAAUUUUUGUCGAAGGUGACGACGGGAUCGAGGAGAGUGAGGACGACGAGAACGACUGCGAGGUGCGCGAGGAUAACGGCCGUGCCAACAGCUACGAGGCCGAUGACAAUGGGAAGUUAAGCCUAAGCUUCGAAGACGCUGUGCCGAGUGCCCCGCAGGAUGUUGUCAUCUCCAGCGUCACGGACAGCAGCAUCAAAAUGAGUUGGUCCCCCCCAACUCGUGUUGGCCGCCCAGCGCUCCACAGCUAUAUCAUCUGCCUUGAUGAUGUGGAGAUUGCCUCUGUGGGUGCUGACACGCUGGAGUUCUCCAACACCAACCGUCCACCGGGGUCGUUGUGCACCUACAGCGUGGCCGCUCGUGGGGCAGCGGGUACGAGCCCCUGCUGUGCACCGGUUGUAGCGGGCACAACCACAGAGGACGACACGAGAACGCAACUGGCGCUUUGGGUAGGGGGUCGGGGCGAGAUAGAAUUUUCCAUGGAGAACGAGCGCGGGAAGGGUGUUCUCCUCGGAGCAGGACAGUUUCGGGAGGGCAUGUGGACGCACAUGGCCGUUUCCGUGGAAGGCCGUAGGGUUUCGAUGUUUGUCGACGGCGAGCGUCGAGCAUCCGGCACGUUUGUGGGCCACCGGCUCUUCUCCGGCUCUCCAUCUCUCUCUGCCUACGACCACCAACACCAACACCAGCAUCGUCGGCCGAGCGCAGAACCUCUACGCCUGGGAAGCAGAGGCGCGCAAGACUUCUGGCGUGGCCGCCUUUGCGGGAUGAGGGUGUGGGGCGCAGCGUCACAAGCCUUGGACAUAAGACGGAGAUUUUCCUCCCUUCCCUCGGCGAGCUUUGUCCGUCCUGCACCGCCGUCUUCCUUUGGCGUCGAAGUUCCUGGCACCCAAAAAACGAUUUGCAGGCUCCGGUUGCACGCUCCCUUGCCGGACCCGUCGGAUGGUGAGGUAUACCUUACGCCGCCAGGGGCUCCUGUGCGUGAUCGGGAAAGGAAAGCCUACUACGAGGUGGUCCUACGAUCCGGCGGGUGCAUGCAGAUUGGCUGGGCGCUCCCCUCUUCCUGCCCUUCCUCUCACAUCCUAGCGGUGGGCGCCGACGACAAGAGCUGGGCUGUUGAUGGCAAACGGUCCGCCAAGUGGCACGGCAACGUCUUGCCGGCUCCUUCUCCCGCCUACGCGCAUGGUGUGCCGCACGGGGCGGACUGGGAGUGGGCAGCAGGGGACACGAUUGGCUGUGCUGUCGAUCUCGACGAGGGGGUAAUGUCGUUCAGCCACAACGGACGAAACCUGGGAGAGGCAUUCAACCGCGCAACCACAGGCCGUGGUGUCGGUCGAUACCGAGUCAUCGCACCCCGCGGCGUCGAGUGCCGACUUGGUGUCGACGAACAGUCUCCAGUGGUUGAAACUUACCCCGCAGGAACCGUGCUGCAAGUCUCCCGACUCGAACGAUUAUCAAGAGGGGGACGCUUGCGCUUGCGCACAGCCGCGGGUUGGGUUGCCGAGAGGGAUGUUGAUGAUCCGGACGACUUCCACUUGGAGCGUCUAGAGCGAGAUACGAGCGACUCUGCCGACUACGGUACCGGUCCCGAGCGCUGCGUAUUUGUGGACGUGCUAAGAAGUGCUUCUGAGUCGGCGGCGCCUGGGAGAGGCAGAGAGGGCUGCCUCCGGCCCGUCACGCCUCUCCACGAGUGCAAGGACAUUGCCGUCGGAGAGGGUUGGUCCGACGUGGUUGCUACCCCGGAGGGUUCGGCAGAUGGAUGCUUGGUGACCGCCGCACAUACCCAAGACGCGACGCCAGGCAAGGGCCAGCCGCCACCAACGCGGAGCUUGCUCACGAGAGGCGUGAACGUCGGGACCGCGGACGUGGCGACCUUCUUCAUCGAACUCUUCGUGCCGGCUUGCGAGCCCGCCGCCACCGACGCUUUUGACGGAGGAAGAUGGGCAUGGGGUGUGGUCUUGGCUGACUUCAACGCCUAUCUCACGACCCAGUGCAGGGCGACCAGCACCACGCGGGAUGGCGGCGGCGGCGGCGGCGGCGGCAGCUCUGGCGACGAAACGGUUGCACCGGGGCAUGAGGUCGCUUUAGAUGGUGACAAGGACCGCCGCCAGAGCACUGCUGGAGGGUCGCUGCACGUCGUUGUCGACGGCCCGGGCGGCGUCUUCCACGCCAUACCCGUGUGCUCGGCGUUCCGGGGGCGGUGGAUGAACAUGAGGAUAGUGGCCCACAGGUCGGGAGAGUCCUUGCUCGUUUGCACUCCAGGUGCCGAACAGCCCCACGACCACCAGCAAGCCACCGAUAGCGAUGCCACCAGCGCGAUACCCCGGGAUCACGAAGACGCGUCGGUUUCGACGUCGACCAAGGCAGGGGCUGGACACCAGCAGCAUAGACUCAGGGAUCUGGAACGCCUCGUGUCGGCGGCACACCGUCGACGGAUGGAGGAGCCCACGGCUCGUCCGUCGCUCGUCUUGGCACGGCAGCGGCUGCGCCAGAUUUGGUCGGGAGAGGUCCCGCCGCCCGUACCUCAUUCUACCACCGCAGGCAUCACCACCGAGGUUGGAGCUUCCGCUGCCACCGCGAAUGGAUUUCCGCCGCAAGGGAGGACAACCACUCACUCGACGCUGAUAGUGCGGCACCCUUUGCUCUCCCCGGGGCGAGUUGCUCUCGGCACCACGGUUUCUCUCUCCCGGAACUGUACUGGAACCACCACACCACGCCCCACCCACGGAAAUGAUGGCGAUGUCGGGCCGGCGCAAAGGCGGUCUGUCACGGCGUGGGAGCACCCUGGGCUGCAAACGCCCGCGAGGUUCGAGCCGGUGCCGCUGCCGGCUGGGUUGUCAACGCGGACGGUGGCUGGCGGACGAGGGUUGUGGGCGUGGGCCCCCGUGCCGCGGUCGGAGGCGUUCUUGGCGAUGGGCUUGGUGUUUACGGCGGAACCGGAGCCGCCGUCGUUGACGGACGUGCGCUGCGCGCGGAAGGAGCUUGUGGUCAACGCCCAGCCACACAAAUGCAAGGCCGUGACGCUGCAGCGAACGACGGAGCAACCAGGCGAACAACGCGGUGUCGAAGACACUGACCAAUGCUGCGAGGAAAUCAUCAUCGUGGAGGAAAUGGGGGUGUGCGUCCCCAAGAACGGGUCGGCAUGGGGCCUGUCCCCGCGUGUUGUUCUCGGAGACACGGGCACCAAUCUCGGCCGGCGCCAGCCCCGGUGGGACGGCCUCAUGCCCUCGAUCAGCGGGACGGCAGGACAAGGAAUGGUGGUAAAUAUCGGGCAUCUACCCUUCCGCUACCCGAUGAACGGCUAUGCUCCCGUGUCGCAGGUGGCUCACGCCGACGCACGUUUCGUGCUGCAAGUCUACGACGACGCAAAUAGAAUGUGGCAGGACGUUCGGCCUAGCCACGGCUUGAUGGACGGAAGAGCGCCACCGCGCGCGCCAGAGCUGAUCGGCAGCUGGUCGCUUUGCGCUCGCACCAGUGCCACGGACACCGCAGACGGCAGAUAUCUCGCAAACGACGUCUUCGUCGAAUUCGCAGCCCACACGCCGCCGCCAUCCGCCCACAACAGCAGCGGUGGUGACGGCAAGUUGGUGAGGUUGCCGCCAGCCCGGGCCGGCGGCACUCUGGAGGCUGCGGCGCCUGGGGGGCCGCCGAUGCCGAAAGAGGAGCAAGAGCGGUUUGAGACGUUCGCGGCUCUCGUGUGGGGAGAGCAAGGGCAAGCGCUUGCUUCGAACGCGGAGUUGGUCAGGUAUGUAAAUGCCGUUGCAUCACGGAAGGGGCUAUCGAAGGAGGCGCUGCUCACCUGCGACUGGGCGGCGUUGCAGCCCCCCGGCACAGACCUCGCAGACUGGCCGCUGCUGCAGUCAAUGGCGGCGUCGCGAACGGCGGCAACGGUGGCUACAGCCUAUGUCGUUUCCCCAAGGCCUUCUUCCGGCGACGGAGGAGGAGGCGUGGAGGAGACGAAGCAAAGCGACCCGCCCGGAGGUGCCCGUCAAGGCGUCGUCGCCGCUAUGGACGACAACGACGGGCGGUACGACGAGUGGGUAGUGGCGAAGGCCGUCGCCUCCGGCCCGGAGAGGAGGGGCGUGAGGGUAAGGAAAACGCCUGUCGAGUACGGGAAUGUGUUGUGGCGUCUCCCGUCCGGACAAGCGGCGCGACUUCUGCCGCCGCUGCCGCCGCCGCCGCCGGGAGGACGGGGGACAAGCGAGAGCUCGACGGGCGGGGCAGGGUGGAGACGUGUUCGCGGCGCGGGGGGUGACACGGGGUGGCUGCCCAUUACCUCUAUAGACGCCACGGGGUCCCCGGUACCGUCUCCGCUUGAACGCGUCUGGGCGCGUAGGUUCAUCCUGGAUUGGUUCUCUCCGGAGGCGGCGGGAUGGCCAAGAGGCGAGGAAGGCGACAACGAGGGCGGGUUGGAAGCGCGUGCAGCAGCAUCAAGCCUUGACGUUAAGGAAGGCGGCGACGACGGCGCCGCCGUGAGGAGUCAUUCCCCGAUUUCCGCCGCACGUCUCCUGGGGAACAGCGACGCCCUCUUGUUGAGCGCGGUCGAUGCUGGGGGCGGCGACGACAGAGGAACCUUGCUCGUCACAGGGAAGUGGACAGUUGGGUUGGUGACGGACAUGCUCACCGUCACGACAAGGACAAGCGGUUGCACGAGGAUAGAAGUUCCGCCUGUCGCACGGGACGGCAGCGCUAGCAGCGUCGGGGGAAAGGCGGAACAGACGGCAGACCCCUUGCCCGUGCUCGUCGAUGGGCUCGUCUUCGGCUUCCGGGCGGUGGAUGGCCUCCUCGUUGUAACCCGGGCGUUUCCGACGGCCACCGGGGAGGGAACGCUGCAAUACGGGCAGCGCGUGGAGCAACAGGCCUUAGCGUGGCUGGGAGGGCUAGACGAGGGGGCGGAGGUUUCUUUCUCGAUUGUCGACAGCGGCCAAGAUGUCGUGUUCAGCUGCAGAGAGGUCGGCGCACCCCGACGGACGGCCACGGUCCGAACGAAGUGUAGGGACACGUGGGGCCGUGGGCGGGUGGCCCUCGGAUGUCGAAGUGUGAAGACAGAGUCCUCCACCAGCGGGUGGGUCCGCGUGACGAGCCAGGCACACGGCGCCACGGUACGUUCCGGCAGGAGCAUCGACGCCGACGGGGUAGUGGGUCGAAUCCCCUGCGGGACGGUGGUACCCUUCGACAGCGCGGUCUUGUACCACUCUCCCGGGGCUCCAGAUCGCGUCGGCAUCGAACCGGUGAUUCGUUACCGGUGCUUGGCGACUGCAACGACGCCGGCGGGCUGGAUCAGCGAGCGGGGAAGGUACGCCAAUCACCCGUAUCGCAUCUGUGAGCAGAUUCUCGCACGGCCGCAGCAAACCCCCGCGUCCAUCUCGCACGUCUCGGUUGCAAGAGUUCAAUCACCGGCAUCCUUUGUUGGUGGGGACACUCUAGCGGGACGGAGCAGUUUUUUCCGGGACCAACCGCUGCCGCCGGUCCGGAAGGCAGGGAAUGCCGGCAGCACGGCGGAGGAAACCCCUGGCGAGGAAGACCAGCAGCGCCGGGAGUCAGAGUGGCAGCAACGCCUCGGUGAGCUAGCGGUGCUACCGACCAGGUUCCACCUGCUCCAGCAACUAAACCGAGGCGUGUCGAAAGUGCUGAGGUAUGUCGACCUCUCGCAGGGAGACCUGCCGUGGUCGGUGGCCAGGCUGCUCUCCCGCUGCCGCCACCUGGUUUUCUUUGCCCUCAGGCAGGAGGCGUGGCAGGCCGAGCUCGCGAGAACGUCGCGACCGCCGGCGGCGGCGGCGGUGGCGCACUCAAGCGGGGAGGCGACGCCGCCGUCCUUGGAACUCCGGCUCAGCCGCGGCCGAGCUGCUCGGCACGCGGGGUUGGGCACGCUCCGGGCCGACCAGAAGGGGCGGCAGACCUUGUUCUGCCAGGCCUUUUUCUCGUUGAGGAAUACGGAAGAGUCGUUGUUCCGGCUACGGCCGGGAGAAGUGCUCUACAGUACGGUUUUCGUCGGAGAACAUGCGCACGAUGCGGGAGGCCCGUACCGCGAGUCCUUCGCGGAGUAUUGCGCCGAGCUUCAGUCUGGUGCGCUGCCGUUGCUGAUCAAGUGUCCCAACUCGGUGAACGACGUCGGCAUCAACCGUGAGAAGUGGCUCCCGAACCCGGCCAUCGGCAAGGUAGGCCCCAGCGCGGCGCUGCACGCCGAGAUGCUGGGUUUCCUCGGCCGUUUGAUGGGCGUCGCAAUUCGCUCUCAGGAGCCGCUCGACCUGGACCUGCCUUCGAUAGUCUGGAAGCAGCUCGUGCGCUCGCCGAUCACCAGGGACGACCUAGAGGCGGUCGAUUUCGCGCUGACUCAAAGCCUUAAGGCCGUCCGCAACAUCCACCUGCGAGGAGUUGCAACAGACGAGGCUUUCAGAGACCUGGGGCUCGGCGGGUUCGAGGUCGCCACCGCGGACGGCGGGAGGGCGGGGCUGCCGACUCCCGGUGGGGCGGCGCGGGAGGUGACCCUGGACAACCGCCUGGAGUUCGCCGAUAUGGCGGAGGAGUUCAAGAUGCGAGAGUAUCGGGUGCCGGUGGAGGCCAUCCGUCGCGGCCUGGCUUCCGUGGUCCCCAUCGAGCACCUCAGGCUGUUCUCGUGGGACGAGCUGGAGGUGUUCGUGUGCGGCCGCAAGGAGGUGGACGUGGACCUCCUGGAGGCCUGCACGGAGUACACCCUGUGCUGCCGGCAGGAUUCUCACGUGUCGGCCUUCUGGGACGUGCUCCGGUCCUUCUCGCCGAGGGAGAAGUCGCUCUUCCUCAGGUUCGCGUGGGGGCGAUCGCGCCUACCGCUCAGCGCGGACCAGUUCCACCAGGCCUUCAAGAUCCAGGCCUUCGCCCGCACUCCCGCGGACGCCUACCUGCCCGUGGCGCACACAUGCUUCUUCAGCUUGGAGUUGCCCCGUUACAGCAGCCGAGAGGUCUUAGAGACAAAGCUUAGGUACGCAAUCUCCAACUGCCGCGCGAUGGACGCGGACGAUACGAGCGUCGGGCGAACGGCUGCUGGCCUAGGUUGGGGCGGGGAUCCGUGAGGAAUGAACGAGGCGCGUUUAGGGCCGGUCGUGUGAGCACUGUAGGUGAUAGCAGUGUCGAGUCCGGAGGGGAGCGACCUGGGGAGAUAAAAGGGUUGGGUUGCGGGAGGUGGCCGCCACUUCUUCAAAGUGGUCGGUCGGGAAUGUAAGAAGACGUGGUGAGUGAAUACGCAGUGCGAGGUUGUCCUGCUGUCUCUGAAUGUGUUUGGGGGUGAAAUUAUCGAGACUACGAUUUGUGUGUGUGCAGACAGAGGUGUGUUGGUGUAUGUACUUGCAUGUGUGUCCUAGAGGGGGUACACUCUUGAGGUUUUUCUUAUACCGUCUUCUUCUGUUCCGGUGUGCCUUGUUUGGGUUUGGUCACAAAUGAGCGCCAAUGCAAAGUUUGCGGUUGCGUGAAGCAAAGGAUGCCGCCCUUGGUGUGCCUGGGUUGUCUGUGUGUAUGUGUGUCUCGUCCUUGACGGUCUUUUUGUUCAAGAUUGUUCCAUGUUCCAUACUGUAGACUUCCGCGCGGGAAUGGGCGCGACGGGAUUCAUUCCUGAUCGAACGUGAACAACACCAGCUGUCGGUGUCAACAGCGUGCAAGACCACCACCAAAUAUAAAACAGCGCGACAUACAUCCUUGUGUUGUCCGCUGCCCCUGUAUGGAAUUUUAACUAUACAUAUGGUAUGCAGCAGUGUUUAUAAGGUUCUCUUCUCCGGAGGCGCUUCUUCUUGGGACGAUGGAAUUCGUGUUGAAUCGUACACGCUUUGGAUGACGGUGUAGUUUGUGCGUGAUUUUUUGUCGGGGGCAACCGCAGGUUGUGAAUCUAAUAGCCGGAACGGAAGGUUGUGUGUUUUGGUACCAGGCUCUGUACCUCGUUUGUAAGGUCAGUUUUCGUUUUUCGUGCUUUUUCUCGGGGCCCAACUGUCCUUUGGAAGGGUCUGAGACAC